AUGGAGAAACAAAAGAAUAAAUAUUGUCGGUUUUGUGCUGAACUAAAACUAUCAGAAAAAAUGUUGAAUUUAUUGGACGCUGAUAUUAAAUUUGACGAAGGCAAAAUCAGUUUUUUAAGCACCAUGUACAUUGAUGUCUUCAGUAAAGACUUACAUUUACCAAAAACUGUAUGUUUUGUAUGUUAUGAAACAUUCAAUAAGGCUUACGAUUUCUUUGAUAAAGUGAAAAAGGCACAAUUGAUAUUAAUUAAUGUAAUUAAUGAGGAAAAAUGUGAAUCCGAGGACGACGAUAAGAUGACCGGUUUUGAUGAUUAUAUCGAUGGUUCAGAUUCAAUAAAACAAGAAUCUUCUGAUAAAAGCACAACCAAUGUAGAAAAAAAUAUGCAAAAAGUGGAAAAUGUGGCUGUUGAAGUAAAAAAGGAGCCCAAAGACGAAAUAGAAGUGGUCCUAGAUAGCCAAGAUGGACAACAAAGUGAAACUUUAAAUGUACAAGAUAUCUUGGAUGCAGCACUGUGUAAAGUGCCCUAUUCCGAUGUGAUGCUGUACGCUAAAGAAGUGAAAGACACUAGCAAACGAACAAUAUCAGAAUGGAAAGAAUAUCCAUGGCUUUGUGCCCACUGUAACAUAGAAUUUCUUGAUAUAAUUACUUUAAGACUGCAUUCUAAAACAACUCAUAAUAAAUGCAGUGCGUUUAUGUGUAUAGAUUGUGAAAGUUUUGGUAAUGCAGAUUUUGAUACAUUUAUAAAACAUGUGAAAAUGCAUAGGAAAAGACUAAGAAAAAGAUGCCACUAUUGUGAUGAACCAGUAAAUGAAGAUUUAUUAUCUACACAUAUAAAAGAACACUUUUCAAAGAACCAGGUAUCAUGUAAUAUGUGUGGAGAAAUACUAAAAAAUAAUGAAUCCCUCCAAAAGCAUCUUGGAGAAUACAACUCUACAAAACCAAAGAGAAAACCUAGAAGAAAGAGAGGAACACCCUUGACCAUAGAGGAUUUGACUUGCAAAUUAUGUAAAAAAGUGUACAAGAACCCAAACAGUUUGCGUGACCAUAUGAAAAUACAUACAAAUGAUAGAAAAAGAAAUUAUGCGUGUGAUAGAUGUGGUAAAAUGUUUUACAGUAAGGGAACACUUACGUCCCAUAUCAUGGCUCACGAUCAAAUAAGGCCUCAUAUUUGUAGAAUUUGUAACAAAUCCUUCUUAUUUCCAAACAUGUUGCGAAGACAUGUCGAUAUGCAUUCUGGUGUGAAGCCAUUUUCUUGUGAACAAUGUGGACGAUGCUUUAGACUACAAUAUCAAUUAAACGCUCACAAAAUAGUCCACACAGACUCUAUGCCUCAUGUCUGUCAAUAUUGCAACAAAGCAUUUCGAUUUAAACAGAUCCUAAAGAACCAUGAACGUCAACACACAGGAGCAAAGCCCUAUUCUUGCCAGAGUUGUGGUAUGGAAUUCACGAAUUGGUCAAAUUACAAUAAACAUAUGAAGCGAAGGCACAAUUUAGAUACUUCAAAGAAAAAGAUUACUCCUGAAGGUGUUUUUCCCAUCAACCCUCAAACGGGUGAACUGGUUCAGUACAAUGACGCUGGAACUGAAGAAUGGAAGACCAAGAUAAUGAUACCAGGUAAAAGAGGAAAGAAGAAAGUUAUAAAAAAAGAAGAAGUUGUG
Molecule: messenger RNA, 1659 nt
Organism: Brenthis ino (lesser marbled fritillary)
Lineage: Eukaryota; Metazoa; Arthropoda; Insecta; Lepidoptera; Nymphalidae
Source: the annotation of a GenBank genome assembly